Messenger RNA from Stegastes partitus (bicolor damselfish), 3457 nucleotides. RefSeq names its product single stranded DNA binding protein 2a (gene ssbp2a). NCBI's taxonomy places the organism in Eukaryota, Metazoa, Chordata, Actinopteri, Pomacentridae. Gene Ontology annotation, molecular function: single-stranded DNA binding; protein binding. Gene Ontology annotation, biological process: positive regulation of transcription by RNA polymerase II. The transcript is spliced from 17 exons. Gene Ontology annotation, cellular component: nucleus. Bases 11 to 1090 code for a protein of 359 amino acids. The record is from RefSeq and is a predicted model, not a curated record.
CUCUGCAAGCAUGUACGCCAAAGGCAAGAGUAGCAACGUGCCGUCCGACAGCCAAGCCAGAGAAAAGUUGGCUCUUUAUGUGUACGAGUACCUGCUGCAUGUAGGAGCACAGAAGUCAGCACAGACAUUUCUCUCAGAGAUCCGAUGGGAGAAGAACAUCACAUUAGGAGAACCUCCGGGGUUCCUCCACUCAUGGUGGUGUGUUUUCUGGGACCUGUACUGUGCAGCUCCAGAGAGAAGAGACACAUGUGAACACUCCAGCGAGGCCAAGGCCUUCCAUGACUACAGUGCUGCAGCAGCUCCCAGCCCCGUCCUGGGGAACCUUCCCCCAGGAGAGGGCAUGCCGGUGGGGCCCGUCCCCCCUGGGUUCUUUCAGCCAUUUAUGUCACCUCGAUACCCCGGAGGACCCAGACCGCCCCUCAGAUUACCGAAUCAGGGACUUGGAGGUGUUCCAGGUAGCCAGCCUAUGUUACCCAGCGGAAUGGAUCCCACAAGACAACAAGGGCAUCCAAACAUGGGAGGACCGAUGCAGAGGAUGACUCCACCCAGAGGAAUGGUACCACUAGGGCCGCAGAACUAUGGAGGUGGAAUGAGACCACCGCUGAAUGCCUUGGUUGGUCCUGGGAUGCCUGGUAUGAGCAUGGGACCUGGUGGAGGAAGGCCCUGGCCAAAUCCUCCAAACUCCAAUUCUACCCCUUACUCUUCCGCAUCUCCAGGAAGCUAUGUGGGACCUCCUGGAGGAGGGGGGCCACCUGGGACACCAAUAAUGCCAAGUCCAGCAGAUUCGACCAACUCUGGUGACAACAUGUACACUAUGAUAAACACAGUCCCUCCAGGUGGAAGCCGACCAAAUUUUCCCAUGGGUGCAGGUAGCGAUGGUCCAUUAGGGGGAAUGGCUGGAAUGGAGCCCCAUCACAUGAAUGGAUCUUUAGGGUCGGGUGAUAUGGACAGUCUGCCCAAGAACUCUCCUGGAAACCUAAGUAUGAGUAACCAGCCUGGGACCCCCAGAGAGGACGGAGAGAUGGGAGGAAACUUCCUUAACCCUUUUCAGAAUGAAAGUUAUUCUCCAAACAUGACGAUGAGCGUGUGAAGGCUCUGGAGGCAGGUUUGCUCAGUCGCUCAGUAACCUGGUGUGGAUCGGUGAAAAGCAGAGAGACACGAUGUGAUGUCAUCUAGGCCAGUGACUCUCCCACCACCACCUCCACCACCACUACUACCAUCUGCCCAGUCGGGACAGUUGCCCCAGGCAUCAUCCUUCCACUACCCCUCCCCACCCCUGCCCCUCCAUGGUUUCUGUCCAUGUCUCUUCUCUCCGGUUUCUUCUCUCGUUCUAAGUGGUGACUCUGCUACAUUCAUCAGUUCUUCCUCUGCAACUAUGAGACUGUACAAAGGAACCAAAUUGAAACAACCCAGAGGAGAACUCUUUGUAUAUUUGCAUACAGUGUGUGUGAGACAGAGCGCACACUCCAGUUACAGACGGACGUUUCUGCCUUUUGCGUCAUAUCACAGAGUUUAAUACCCGAAAAACAAAGUAUCAUGAGGUUUAAAUGACAGAGAAUUUAAAUACAUGUCGGCACUUUUUAUUGAUAAAUUGAUUAAUCACUGACUGGCUGUCAACAUGUUUUUUUUUCUUUUCUUUUCUUUUCUUGAUAAAUUACGACACCAGAAGAGAAGUGGAGAGACGUCACAGUCAUAUUGCCAUGAGGUUUUAAUAGAGGCUUGUGCAGAUAUUUGUGAAGUCUUUUUCAGCAUUUGUGGUUGUCUAAAUCUUUAAGACCACUAACCUUGUGUUUUAUGUUUUGUACCAUGGGUUAAGUUUUCUGAUUUCCAUCCACAAACUGAGCCACAAAUGUGGCAAAUGUAAGCGCGUUCACUCUGUCUCGCCGGAUGAGGCGAAUGAGGUGCAGAUCAAAGUCAGCAGUGAGACAUGAAUUGUAAUUUACACAAAGGCUUCAGCACAAUCUGAAGUGUUUGUUUGCAUUUUUAUUUCUGAAAUUAUUUCAAAUGGUUAUUGAGAGAAAAGCUUAAAGUGAGACUAUGUAACUUUUGUUGAACAGUAGCCCUUUUACCAUAAGUAGAAAUGGUAAAAAAUAAAGUGCGUAAAGGUGGUAAAAUGGAGUUAUGAUGUCUGUUAUAAAGCAAUAUCUAGAUUAAGUUUGUUACAUUAGCUAACAUUUAGCAACCAAAAGCCACUUGUCACACCAAACCAAAUACAGUAAGGCUGUAAAACCCCUGAGUUUAUUAAACUACAUACGUGCAGCAUAUUUUAUUUGUUCUGAAUUCAGCUGUCUAUUUGUAAGAGCAACUUGUGUUAAUUUCAGAAGUUCCAUAGUCUCCCUGUAAGUCACAUCUGAUCAAUGAUUUAAUUGGAAAGAGCAGUAGUAGGGAUAAGAGUGAGGCCUGACUGCACAAAGGUUAACACUCACUAGUACUGUACAGACUGAAAGUUUGGCCAGUUUUUUUUUACAAUUAAGUGAUGCAUCUUUCUGAAUUCGACUGAAAACUUUUUUGUAAUUCAACCUGUGACACUUCACUGUAUGUGUAAUACUUUUUGAUUGACUUUGCACUCUGUUGACGGCGUCAGUGGGGGCUGAAACCUGAGAAAAGGUCAACAAAAGAGAAUCUGUUUUUUUUUAUUGAAUUGAACGGAACCAGUUGUAAAAUAAUUUGUUAGUGCUGUUAGCUAAUACCUCUCUGCUCACUAGUUCUUUAAAUCUGGUUCCAUGUGAUUCAUCAGUUUACAUCGUGGAGCCACAAUGACCAAAUGGGUACAAUGAUCCGGUUUCUUUUGACAUAAAAUGUUCAAAUGAGAAAGAGAGACAGAUUACCAGCGUGGACGGUGAAGCUUGAAAAAGUCAUUUUGGUCACUCAUACUUAAUUAACAUCCGGCUAAACUGUGAUUUGAGUAUGAUAUGAAAAGUUGGUGGGUACAGAAAGCUAAAAUAAGCUUCUUCUUCUUUUUUUUUUUUUUUAAAUCAAUGUUUUAAACUUUUUUCACUGCCCAAGAUGGAUUAUCAUCAUGUACAAAGGGUCAAUAUUCCUGUGAACAUUCUCCUUUCCCUUCCCUUACUGCAAAGUGUACAGCUCACAAAUGUAGCUCCUCUGUCUUGUAUGUGUAUUUGAUAUUAUUAUUAUUAUUAUUAAUUAUUAUUAUUAUUAUUAUUAUUUAAAGAUAAAUCUGGAGAGAAUUAUUGCAAAAGGGAGCAAUGGACUGAUGACGCACCAUCACAACUGAACAGAGAUGUUAUAUUUUGUUUCCGUGUUAGAUUGAAGCCAUAAGUGGGAGUACAAGAAGAUGCAUUUGUAAAUUGGAUCAUGUUUUCUGUUUUGUGGCAGUAUGUGGGACAUUUGUGAUGUGUUCAUUUUCUCUUUUUUAUUCUUGUAUUAUGUUUUUGUAAAUACACAGAGAAGUUCCAUGGGUUUUGAAUAUGCUGGUAUAAAGCUUCUCUUCCCUUAG